Molecule: messenger RNA, 1544 nt
Organism: Anoplophora glabripennis (Asian longhorned beetle)
Lineage: Eukaryota; Metazoa; Arthropoda; Insecta; Coleoptera; Cerambycidae
Gene: Dbp21E2
Product: probable ATP-dependent RNA helicase DDX28
Exons: 4
Coding region: 65-1513 (482 amino acids)
Molecular function (GO): ATP binding; nucleic acid binding
Source: RefSeq, a predicted model, not a curated record
ACUUUAAUUCUAACCAACAAAUAAGAAGAGUAACCUAACUUUAUGGUUUCCUGUAAAUUGUACAAUGUCCUUAGGAAUAACUAGGGUGUGUAAUACAGUUUUAAAGAUAAAUUUUGAAAAUGGUGCUAAUUUUUACUCGACAGUUCCCAAGAUAAAAAAUAAAAAUGAUCAACUGCUUAUUAGCUGUAAGCGAAAGCAAUUGGAUCAUUACAGUUCAACGUAUUACAGUAAAUUGGAAGAAGUUCCCCUGGCCUCAAAAGGAUGGAAUCAUUCGAAAGCUAAAAACGACUUUUUUACAGUUCAUCCAUUUGUAGAUAAAAUCCCAGAAGAAACGUAUUCCUUUCAAGAAUGUGGAUUAAAUAAGGAUAUUAUAAGUGUUCUAAAUAAACAAGAUAUUAAAAAAGCAACAGAAUUUCAGUAUAGAGCGAUAACAACUAUAGAGUCAGGACGCCAUGUGCUGUUAGCUGCCGAAACUGGAUGUGGGAAAACGAUAUCUUAUCUUUUGCCAAUAAUAAAGAAACUGAUAGGAAAUGAGGCGUCAAAUUUAAACACUCCCAAAGCUGUAGUCAUUGUUCCAAAUAGGGAACUGGCUUACCAAGUUGGGGAAGUCGCACAAAUUCUUGCAGCAUCUGCUGGACUCAGUGUGAAGAUAGUUGUAGGAGGAAGAACGAAAAAAAUUAUGAUGAAUCCUGAGUUUGAAAAAAUUGAUCUUCUUGUUGCCACUCCAGGUGCUCUGGGAAAACUCUCGAGUGUCGGAAUUUACAAGUUGAAUGAGGUGCAGUGUACAGUUUUAGAUGAAGCAGAUACAUUGAUAGAUGACAGCUUCAUCGAAAGAAUGAACAGCUUAUUAAAAAGAGUGUCUCAAUCACAAAUAAUUCUGGUUUCCGCCACACUUCCUAGACAAUUGCCUGAUGUCUUGAUUCCAAUAGAAUCAACAUUAAAGCAUGUGGUUUCACCAAAAAUUCACAAACCGCUGCUCAACAUUACCCAAAAAUUCCUUCGACUAACAAGGUCUUCAAAACCGCCACAUUUACUCCAGAUAGCCAAGAGCAAUAAUAGUCCCAUGCUGAUUUUCACAAAUAAGAAUGAAACUUGCAACUGGGUUGCACUCUUUCUAAGGGAAAAUGGUGUAACUUGUGCUAAUAUAAAUGGGGACAUGAACUAUCAUAUUAGGGUCGAACAGUGGAACCAAUUUGUCAGAGGUGAUGCUCAGAUACUGUCAGCCACAGACAUCGGUAGUAGAGGACUAAAUACUGUGCAAGUUAGGCACGUUUUAAACUAUGAUUUUCCGUUAUAUGCGGCUGAUUAUAUACAUAGAAUUGGAAGAGUGGGUAGGCUUGGCAGUCCUGCGUCGUGUAAAGCCACAAAUUUUAUAUCAGGAGCGGAAGAAAUAAAGUUGGUACAACAAAUUGAGCUGGCAAUAAGACGAAAUCAGCCACUUGCAAAUGUGGACGGAAAUAUAACGAGUAUAGUACAGAAAAAUAUUGCUAGAAAAUUAAGAGAAACUGCUUAAUUUUUUUUUAUUAUUAAAAUUAUUUAAAUUG